Messenger RNA from Pundamilia nyererei, 3555 nucleotides. RefSeq names its product zinc finger protein 37. The transcript is spliced from 4 exons. Gene Ontology annotation, molecular function: DNA-binding transcription factor activity, RNA polymerase II-specific. The record is from RefSeq and is a predicted model, not a curated record. Bases 606 to 2348 code for a protein of 580 amino acids. NCBI's taxonomy places the organism in Eukaryota, Metazoa, Chordata, Actinopteri, Cichliformes, Cichlidae. Gene Ontology annotation, biological process: regulation of transcription by RNA polymerase II. Gene Ontology annotation, cellular component: nucleus.
UGCAGCCUGAUGGUUUCACUUUAGUAAAACGCGUUUCGUUUUUUACUCGUCUCCAGUCGAGGCCACCGUACUGCGUUGUGCGUGACGCCACGAGCAAAAACAAGGACCACAGGCGAGUGAUGAGUAGCUAGCUCCGUUCAACGCAAUUUAAUUCCUUUAUCUAAACAGCUGUUACAAUCGAAAGCAAAAACCCACGCGUGAAACAUCUCGACAAUUAAGAUUUCACUCCCGUUUACAAGUGUCUGUAGCACUCGUACCGGACACGAUAUCACACGAAUGCUACAGCUAAAUAUUAGCUGGCUAGCUGACAGUUCAAAUCGACGUCUCAUAUCAGUAAACAUCGCGUUAGGCUGCUUUUUACCAUUAAUAAUGUUAUUAAUAAAAGCUUAUCCCUCCUCACGAGGAAUACCGACAGCGGAAAAUUGGUGUAUUGUUGAAUAGAAAUUACUCUGCGGUUAUGGCCUUCAGCUUACAACAUGUAGCAGGAUUUUCACAAUACACCAUUUAAUAAAACAUCAAACGUCAUUCUCCUUUGCAUUCAUUCACUAAAGCACAUAAGCCCCGUGAGUAACAGCUAAUAGACAGGGAGGCUGAUAGAGUGCACCAUGUCGGACCUGGACACCCUCAUAGUCACCUUUCAGACCCAGCUUUCAGAUGUGAUGGAGGCUGUAGUGAAGACAGCCAUGUUUGAGGUGACCAGGUUGGUGGAAGAUGUGUUUUUGGUGGAGGUGAAGCGCAGGAGCCAGGAGAUAGAGUCCCUGAGGAUGCAGCUGCAGUGGAUUGAGAGCAAAUUCAAGGAUCAAGCAGGGAAAGAAGGAGGAAAGACUGGAAGGGGCGUGCACUGUGCAAGGCAUGGUGUGGAACUGUCCACUGACACUGCAGAAAAAAGGCCUAAAAACCAUCAGGAAGAACAAGUUAGUGUGAAGACAGAGAGUGACUCUUUUGAAAGAUGGACAGCAAGCUGCAGACUAGAAGACACAUCAGAGUCGCUACCAGAGGCAGACAGUGCUACAGCUGCACAGAGCCCUGAAAGGGAGCCAGAGGCAGCAGAAGAAAAGGAUGUGAGAUCAGCUGUUGCUACGAAGGAGGAAGAAGUUAGUCAGCCAUCUUGCUCCUCUGUGCAUAUGGGAGGGUGGAACUGUAGUGAUGAAGAGGGACCUGGAUCAGACAACGAGAGUGGAACAGUUCAGGUACAACCCAAACAGACUGAAGAAAACAGCGAGGAAUUAUUGAGAAAUGUCAUGAAGAAAGACCCACAGAUAGCUUCGGGUUAUGGCUUUCCUGAAGACAGGCAGGAAAAACACCUGUCUACAGAUCGACCGCGUGUUUCAUCUUUGGAAAUAGAUACCAGUUGGGCUGGCUUGACUGUCACAGGCGCUGAGUUGUUGCAGAAUCCCAGACUUGGAGCUGAAACGGAACGUGAUCCAGUCAAAACUAAAGGAGAACAUGAGCUGUCUGAUUCUGUCAGAGCGGACAUUCAGGUUACCCCAGGCAGAGAUAAAAUUUCAUCCUCAGGGUCCCCUAAGGCAAGACUAAAAAACAGUGAUGUUUUAGGCCUGACUAUCAAGAAGGAAGUCAUUCUUGAUUCUGAUGGAUGUGAGGAAGGUGAGCAUAUAGAAAAGAAAAUAACAAACUCAGGUAUGUCCUCUUUUUCAUGUUCAGUAAAGCAGCACAAGGUGAGUUCAGAAGCACACAGACUAAACCACAUUUCUCAAAAAGCUGCUGUGCAAGAGGUUAUGAAGCUACAUUCCAAAGCCGGUUCAGGUUUCAGAUUGCAAGCCGCUUUACAGCAUCUCCACCGACCGAUGAAAAAGCCGUCUCACACUCUCUCGAACAGUACCGCUGCCGCACUGACUAUAGCUCCCUCUCAAGUUGUAAACUUAAAUAACCUUCAAAGAAUUCCCUCCACAUCCAAAGCAUCUCCUGCUGUAUCCUCAAUCCAGCGAGUUCACCUGGGUGACAAACAGACAUCAACCCUUAACCGAACUGGAGACUCCUGGGUCAGCAACAGGUCCCAGCACCAUCCUGCAAACUCUCACCACGUCAGUCCUGGUACCCAUCCAGACUCUCAGUCUCACGCUGCUCCAAGGCAUCUCCUACGCUGUGGGCAGUGUGGGAAGUGCUUCCCCCACCCCAGUAACUUGAAGGCCCACCUGCAGACUCACACAGGUGAGCGGCCUUUCUGCUGUUCGCUCUGUGGCCGGAGUUUCACCAAGCUGAGCAACCUUAAAGCACACCGUCGCGUCCACACUGGAGAGAGACCAUACUGCUGCUUGGCCUGUGGCAAACGCUUUACCCAGAAAUGUAAUCUCAAACGCCACCAGAGGAUCCACCUUGAUGCAUGUUGAUAGAGAUCCAACAUACAUCAUGAAAGGACAACUUAAAUAUGUGUAUUUCUUUAAGAUGCUACAGAGCUAUGUUGUGUUGCAAUACAGUCUGUGUGAGGCUUUGCAGGCCUUCUUUUUAGUAUAUUUAUCUUUUAAAGUGAUUGUCCUGAAUAAUACUGUGCAUUCCAGAAAGGUUAAUCUAAUAACAUAUAAAAAUGUUUUAAUGUUACUAAAGGAUGAAAAACAAGAAUGUGUUGUGUCGUUUACCGUGUGCAAAGAUAGGGCAGUUGAUACAUUUGGUCAGUAAAAGACUGUGAAUAUGCAUAUUAUUGUGUUGUGUCAACUGCAAUGUGCCUGUGAGCACACAAGCACUUGUCAGCCAUGGAUCAGAGCUUACAUUUAUCAGCUGUAACAUUUAUUCAAACUGGUAAGCCUAGCUCUAAAAAUACUUUGCAAAAUACUACAAAUUUAAACAGAUAUCCACAGGACACUAAAAUUGGUUAAGGUGCAGUAGUUAAUGUCUGCAACAGCAACUUUUCUUGCUAUACCUCUCGUUAUGCCAACUUUGCAUUAAAAAAAUUUAAGUUUAUUGAUCAGUGCUUAGAUUUUGUUUUUAAUGAGGAAAAUUACAUCAUAAAGAAAAAGCUUAUGACUGCUCUCUUAUUUGUAAGGAGCUGCUGCAGCAGAUGGAGCCACAUAUUUGAUUUGGCACUGAGUUUUAAGCUGGAUGCUCUUCCUGAUGCAACCCUCCCAGGGAUUUGUGCCUGCUCUCGGGGAUUUGUGCCUCCUCCCAGUCUUGUACCGGGGAUCUUUCAUGUUGAGGGAAUGUGUUAACAGCGCUGCCCUCUUGAUUACAUCAUAAAGUAAGAAAAGUCGCGAUUGCCAUAAUCUAGAAGAACAUCCAUUUAAUUAAUUUUUAGCAGAUAAUUUUUAAUACAAGAGUUUACAGCCUGCAGAGUAAGUUGAUAAAUGGUUCCAAGUUGUUCUUUAAAACUUGUUAAUAAAUAUAGGCCCAAAUCAUUUGAUCUAAGAACCCUCCCUCCGGUAACGAAACAGUUUUAAUGUAGAUGCAUCCUUUCUUAGUUUUAAAAUUGUACAAUGAUCGAUGAUCUGAUAUUUCAAGAUGCAAAGACUUCUUUACCAAUGUCUUGAAAAGUGCUUCUUUUGAAAAAACGAUGUAUCAUAAGUGAUGGUAAAUGGUAAAUGGCCUGUAUUUAUAUAGCGCUUU